AUGUUCGCAUCCGAGUUUCACUUCUCUAGCAAACUUCUGGAACUGUUGACGAAAGGUAGUUCGCGGAGAGAGACCUCCACCCCCGCUGGCAGCUCGAGUAACGGUAAGAUGGACAGGGCCGUUCCGGCGAAUGGAUUCAAUUCGGCCGCCGGUCGCAACUGGAGCAGUGUUGCACGAGGGCCGCCAUCGCAAAGAUCUUUCGCACCCGUCUUUUUGGCA
Molecule: messenger RNA, 219 nt
Organism: Iphiclides podalirius (scarce swallowtail)
Lineage: Eukaryota; Metazoa; Arthropoda; Insecta; Lepidoptera; Papilionidae
Source: the annotation of a GenBank genome assembly